UCUCACUCUCUCUCUCACACACACUCUUCCUUAAAACCAUCUACAUCUCCCCCAACCGAAAGGAAAGGAAAUCAUACGUCCCAUUUCCAUUCGUUUUCUUUUCAUACACAAUCGUUCUUGCUUUCGAUACCCUUUUUUUGCACAUCCUACCAACAUCUAAACUCAAACAGAAAACAACACAUCCCUUUUUAUUGCAACAAUGUGGUAUGUAUAUAUAUGCACCCAGAGAUGCAUACAGAUCGCGAAGACAAUUAAAGAAUUGACAAUCUAACUUUCUUUCACAGUGGAAUUUUCGGAUACAUUAAUUACUUGGUGGAGAAGGAUAGAAAGUAUAUUCUUGAUACACUUGUUAAUGGUAAACUCUUCUUCCCAUUGCCCCUCCUUCUGGAUUGAGGUUGUUAUUUAUACCGCCAUUUCAACCAACACAUCAUUCUUUUCCUUCACAACUUUUAUCCUCUCAUUGGGAUCUGCCAACUAAUUCCUCACAAUCUACAGGUCUUUCGCGCCUUGAAUACCGUGGUUAUGAUUCUGCUGGUCUCGCCAUCGAUGGAGACAAGAAGAAUGAAGUCUUUGCAUUCAAGGAGGUCGGCAAAGUCGCAAAAUUAAAGGCUCUCAUUGAGCAGGAGAAGCCAGAUCUCACAAAGGUCUUCGACUCUCACGCCGGUAUUGCACACACCAGAUGGGCCACUCACGGACCUCCAUCUCGCCUUAACUGCCAUCCUCACAGGUACGUACAAGUAUUGUAGGGUUCUAAACACUGCUGAUUUGAGACUCGCAGAUCUGACCCCUCCUGGCAAUUUUCAGUCGUACACAAUGGUAUCAUCACCAAUUACAAGGAGUUGAAGACUCUGUUGACAUCAAAGGGCUUCAAGUUUGAGACCGAAACCGACACAGAGUGCAUUGCCAAACUUGCAAAAUACCUUUACGAUCAACAUCCAACAAUUGGUUUCACAGAUUUGGCAAAGGCAGUUAUCAAGGAGUUGCAAGGUGCUUUUGGUCUUUUGAUGAAAUCAGUACACUACCCACACGAGGUUAUUGCUGCACGUAAGGGUUCUCCUUUGGUUAUUGGUGUACGAACAGAGAAGCGCAUGAAGGUCGAUUUCGUCGAUGUCGAGUACGCCGAGGAUGGACCAUUACCUGCCGAGAAGGCUUCACAAAACGCUGCAUUGAAGAAGUCCAGCGUCGGAAACUUCCUCUCCGCCAGCAAUGCUCUCGCCCCAGCAGACAAGUCCUUGUUGCACAGAUCCCAAUCUCGUGCAUUCAUGACUGAUGAUGGAGCUCCAAUGCCAACAGAGUUUUUCCUUUCUUCAGAUCCUUCUGCUAUCGUCGAGCACACUAAGAAAGUCAUGUACCUUGAGGAUGAUGAUAUCGCACACAUUCACGAGGGAUCUUUGAACAUCCACAGACUCACAAAGGUCGAUGGUUCAUCCAACGUCCGCACAAUUCAAACUCUCGAGUUGGAACUCCAAGAAAUCAUGAAGGGCAAAUUCGACCAUUUCAUGCAAAAGGAGAUUUUCGAACAACCAGAAUCCGUCAUCAACACCAUGAGAGGACGUUUGGAUGUCGAAAACAAGACAGUCACACUUGGUGGUUUGAGAUCAUACAUUGCUACUAUCCGUCGCUGCAGAAGAAUCAUCUUUAUCGCUUGCGGAACCAGUUAUCACUCAUGUAUGGCCGUUCGUGGUGCCUUUGAAGAGUUGACCGAAAUCCCUAUUGCGGUUGAGUUGGCAUCAGAUUUCCUUGAUAGACAAGCACCAGUUUUCCGUGAUGAUACUUGUGUCUUCGUUUCUCAAUCUGGUGAGACUGCCGAUUCUUUGAUGGCUCUGCGAUACUGCUUGGAGCGCGGUGCGUUGACCGUUGGUAUUGUCAACGUCGUCGGUUCCUCUAUCUCCCUCCUCACGCACUGUGGUGUUCACGUCAAUGCUGGUCCCGAAAUCGGUGUUGCUUCUACCAAGGCCUACACUUCUCAAUUCAUUGCCAUGAUCAUGUUUGCUCUUUCUUUGAGUGAGGAUCGUUCCUCGAAACAGAAGAGACGUGAGGAUAUCAUGGAUGGACUGGGAAAGAUCUCGGAACAAAUUAAGGAGGUCUUAAAGCUUGAUCAGCCAAUUAAGGAGCUCUGUGCCCGAACAUUCAAGGAUCAAAAGAGUCUGUUGCUUUUGGGUAGAGGUAGCCAGUACUCCACUGCUUUGGAGGGUGCUCUUAAGAUUAAGGAGAUUUCUUACCUCCAUUGCGAGGCUGUUAUGUCUGGUGAACUUAAGCACGGUGUCUUAGCAUUGGUCGAUGAGAACUUGCCAAUCAUCAUGAUCCUUACCCGUGAUGAGAUCUUUGCUAAGUCUCUCAACGCUUAUCAACAAGGUAUGUCUAAACUCGCAUUUUUCCUGUUUCACCGAGUUCAAUUCUAACGUAUCACAGUCAUUGCUCGUUCUGGAAAGCCAAUCGUUAUCUGCAACCCCGGUGAUGAGGAAUUCAAGACCAGCCAAGCCGAGAAGAUUGAGAUCCCCGCUACCAUUGACUGCUUGCAAGGUCUUCUCAACGUUCUCCCACUCCAACUCAUUUCCUAUCACUUGGCUGUUGCCGGUGGUCUCAAUGUCGACUUCCCAAGAAACUUGGCCAAGUCAGUCACUGUCGAGUAAAUGUUCAUUUGGCAUGGCAUGAUUAUACAAGGCUUCUAAGCUCUAUCGCUUUGGUGUUCUGCUAGACUUCAGAUGCAUUAAACGGAGAUUAAAGGAAAGGGGCAGGGAAGGAUGGGCAAGAAGUCUAAUACACGUUUCAAGUAUUUUGUGCUUCUUUUUUUUUUGCGUAGAUAAUGAGACUUAGCGAAUUGUGGGUACCUAAAAAUUAACGGGUUUGGGAAUCUUUGAUGGAGGGAUGGUAUGGUAUGUGCUAUUGUAUGUAGCCAGCUGCUAUUGCGAUGGAUGCGAUGGACGCGAUGGAUGGGAUGGAUGCGCGCGAUGGAUAUCUCUUUAAAUAUAGAUAUCAUUUUAUUUUGCAAAUGAAGGAUGAUUUGAUUGCAAUUUUGCUCGGGAAAGUCAAUGAAUGAUAAGACAAGCUAUCUCUUCCUUUCUUUUUCUCGAUA
This is a messenger RNA of Sclerotinia trifoliorum, 3076 nucleotides long. The record is from the annotation of a GenBank genome assembly. NCBI's taxonomy places the organism in Eukaryota, Fungi, Ascomycota, Leotiomycetes, Helotiales, Sclerotiniaceae.